Messenger RNA from Mastomys coucha (southern multimammate mouse), 2072 nucleotides. It is a transcript of the gene Vgll4, whose product is annotated as vestigial like family member 4. Gene Ontology annotation, biological process: negative regulation of DNA-templated transcription. The record is from RefSeq and is a predicted model, not a curated record. Gene Ontology annotation, molecular function: transcription coactivator binding. The transcript is spliced from 5 exons. NCBI's taxonomy places the organism in Eukaryota, Metazoa, Chordata, Mammalia, Rodentia, Muridae. Bases 452 to 1315 code for a protein of 287 amino acids.
GAGGAAGCUGGUUUACAUACGAGUCAUACCAAGCAUAGCCAGCAUGUCAGUGCAGUCAGCUUGCAGCGGGCUGUGAGGGAGAGUGCCUUUGUCCUAAGAAAUGUGCUUUGUGUUUUUCUUUUUUGCUGCUUUCUUUUUAAACCCCCAAGACAGGCUUGAGAAGACUUCUGAAAUGAUUUUUUAAAGCCGAAUAGAAGACACAAUCAGACACCUUCCACAGGCCCUUGAUGGGUUUUGUUUGAGUCUGAUUUUUUUUGUGUGUAUGAGUGUGUAUAUAUAUAUGAUUUUUUAAAAACCUUUUACAUACUUUGUUUUGAUCCUGUGAGGCUGGGCCUCUAUCUUCCCGAAGUUUUAGGAGAGCCUGGAGCUACUCAGCUAAGACUGAAUUUUGAAACUUUCUCUUUGGGGGUGAAAGCAAAGAACAGUUUUUCUUUGCUAGCCGGACAGAUAAAUGCUGUUUAUGAAGAUGGACCUGUUGAACUACCAGUACUUGGACAAGAUGAACAACAACAUCGGCGUUCUGUGCUAUGAAGGUGAAGCUUCCCUCAGGGGAGAACCCAGAAUGCAGACCCUCCCCGUGGCCUCGGCUCUCAGCAGUCACCGCACAGGCCCGCCUCCCAUCAGCCCCAGCAAGAGGAAAUUCAGCAUGGAACCCGGGGACAAGGACUUGGACUGUGAAAAUGAUCAUGUCUCCAAGAUGAGCCGUAUCUUCAGCCCCCAUUUGAAUAAGACUGUCAAUGGAGACUGCCGCAGAGAUCCCCGGGAACGGAGCCGCAGUCCUAUGGAGCGGGCUGCAGCCCCCGCUGUGAGCUUGCAUGGUAGCCACCUGUACACAUCCCUCCCCAGCCUCAUGGAGCAGCCUCUUGCCCUGACUAAGAACAGCAGUGACACAGGCAGGUCAGCUGUGGAGCGGCAGCAGAACCGGCCCUCCGUGAUUACCUGUGCAUCCGCGGGCGCCCGCAACUGCAAUCUCUCUCACUGUCCCAUCGCACACAGUGGCUGUUCUGCGCCUGGGUCCGCCAGCUACCGGAGACCACCCAGUGCAACUGCCACCUGUGACCCCGUGGUGGAAGAGCACUUCCGUCGGAGCUUGGGCAAGAACUACAAGGAGCCCGAGCCAGCGCCUAACUCGGUGUCCAUCACUGGCUCUGUGGACGACCACUUCGCCAAAGCACUAGGUGACACAUGGCUUCAGAUCAAAGCGGCCAAGGACAGCGCAUCCAGCAGCCCGGAGUCAGCCUCACGCAGGGGCCAGCCAGCCAGCCCCACUGCCCACAUGGUCAGCCAUAGUCACUCCCCGUCUGUGGUGUCCUGAAGGGGGAGCCAUCCUUCGACCACACAGGAAUCUGCAUGGUUUGCCUGAGCUUUGAACAGCCAGUGCUUUAAAAAAAAAAAAAUAAGAAAGAAAAAAAAAUCCUGGGGGGAGGGGGGAGGGUGGGUGGUCUAUUCGCAAAACCAUGUUGUCUGGACUUUUGUUCUGCUCUGUUUUAUACUUGCUUGGUGUUCAUACAAGGGCCCUCACUGUGGCAACAGAACAGCACGGAGCAGUAAGUCCAGCAGAGCAUCCUUGCUUCCUGCCCUGGUUACCAAAGAAACCUCUGCAGGUCUGCCACCUGGCAGAUGGGACCCUGUGGCCCUUUCUCAGUCACAAGCCAUGACGACAUGGGGAUCCGGAUGCUUUGUGCUCUUAGCUUUGGAGGCCCGGUAUGCACAGCUUGGCAUCUACCUGGGGUCUGGCUCAGUCUGCAUUUGCAUGUGUCUGCCUGAAGAAAACUGUCCUGAUUUGCACUACGGAGGGCGGGCAGAGCUGCCUGCUGGGCAGCUGUCUGAGGUGCCAGUACUGAGGGCAAACUGCUGGGGAACACUUCUGACCAUGUGCGCUUGCAUUGUUGCUGAACUUAGAAGGUCUCUAGCAGGUUCUAGGUCUUUCCCUAGGCUUGAGGUGCUCACAGCUGGACUGCAGACUCCCCCUGACCAUGGGCAUUUACCUUCUCUGAGCACUGCAGUUUGUGAGGCUGGUGCCAAGGCCGGAGGACUCCGUAGUGCUUCUGACAUGGUGCAUGUCUCAAAAA